AUGACCAACUCAAAAGAACGAAAACAGAAAAUUGAUUCGCCAACGACAUCGGCUAUUUGCAAGUGGCAGCAUAUCGGAAAGUCCGAGCUUCUUUCAUGGAUUUCCAAGUAUAUCGGGGAGAAAGUUCGGAACUUUCAUCAACUGCAUGACGCAUUUCACUUUUGCCAAGCUCUCAAUCUGGCUUACAAAAGAAAGUUUCCCAUGUCAAAGAUCAUGCGCAAUGCUCCACACUCAUAUGAGAGACAGAAGAACUUUCUAGUCAUUCAGAACUUCUUCCAUCAGAAAGACGUGAUCUUCAACAUGGACAUUCACAGUCUAGCCUCUGCUCAUCCUGGUCAUAUCUUGAACUUUUUCCGUUUUCUGAAGCAUCAUUGCGAGAGUGUCGAUGCUGCUGACAACGCACUGGAGGAGAUGGAUGGGUCUGUCAACAGCGCGUCUGUAGCGUCUACAUUUUCGAAACCUUCGCCGCCAUCAAUUUUGAGGUCUGACUUUGACCCGCAAUACAUCCAAGAGAUGAAUGCAAGAGACGAGCAUUCUUCGUUCUAUCGCUUUCCGUCAUCUUUUGCAACCAACCCUCCGUCAACGGAGGCCUAUAUGUUCAGUUCGGAGGAAUAUCAGAGGCAUGAUCGCGAGGAGCAUAAGAACGUCUACGGCAGUGAAGCUUUUGACAACAUCUUGAAAAAUCUCAACCCGCAAAGUGCCGGGCCAAGAAGCUUGCCAACUGCAAACUUGAUUCAGAGUGAGAGGACGUUGGGUCAAAAAGUUGUUCAUUCGGUCCCUUGGUCGCCGAUGAAUGCUAUUGGUGCAACGCUGCAAAACUCCAGCUCAAGGUUUUACUUCUUCGAGAACUUGGGGCAGAAUGUGCAAGACGCGAGGGGCGACGGAGGAGUAUCAUCCAAGCAGGAACUCACGACUGAUUGUGAUGCCGAUACCGGCCAAGACUUCAACAAAGUCAUGUUUCAGCAAAUCCAGCAGAGGCGGAUGUUUGUCAAAGACAGCGGACCUGAUUCAUCAAACUCUUUCAAUGGUUUCACAGGCUCUGACGCUCAGGGAAUUUACCUCAGUCAUGAUCAGCAUGCCAUGCUGCUUGACAGAGUGCACAACCCGAUGUCUCCCAGCUUGCUCUCCCGAUCUCGCCAAUCUCCCGCGCUAGCUUCCAUCGACAUGGGGAUCAGAGGAGGGAAGCGUGCCUCUGUUACAUCUCCCUCAGCUCUCAGCGACGAACUUUGCUUCCGAGGACUAUCUGAGGAUGCUCAGACGCCCUACGUGGGUCUCACUGGUCAGAGCCUGGAAACCUUGAUGUUCGCAAGCGAGGACGCCAAUCUCAAGAAUGAGGAAGAGAUGUCCGAAGCUAAGCAACUGCACGCAAAGCUCGACCUGCUCCGCGUGCACCUCCAAGAAAGUCUUUCGAGUACGUCCUCAGACCAAAGCAAGUCCGGAUCAGAUGGCGAUCACGCGCUCUUGGUCUCUGAGCUGCCAGAACCUGUUGAGGAGAGGACCAGGAUUGCUCAUGGGGGUUCGGACUUGGCAAGAGCUCAAGUUCACAGAGGCGGAAGACGAGGAAGUGCACAACAUGGGCAGGAUGUCUAUGCGGAUUCAGCUUUUGCUGUCAUCUCGAACGAGUAUGCAGACAGCAUGCGGGAGUCUUCAUCGGAUGACCAGGAGAGCGUGAAGGCGUUAGGGCGGCAGCAUGACACUCAAGUAUCGCAUGCUACAUGGAGUGCCAACGGAGAAACGAAGUGUACCUCCUACUCGUCCAGCUGCCACAACCACGAAGGGCAGGACGAGAAGGAUCUGUACAAGAUGCGAACGAUCAGUCAGGAGCCUUCACAGUUGCAAGAUCACAUAUCCAGGCUCCGGUCCGAGCUCAACGUCCUCAAGGGAAGGAGGCUGAGCUCGACCAGCCCCGUCGUCAAGAGCAUGUCAUCGACACGGGACUCGCGCUUGAGCACCAUCAACUCAGAGGACUGCGAGGCUGAGACGGCCGACGAGAUGCGCGUGAGGAGCGGGAUGAGCUCUGCACUCUCGGACUCCGCCAGCUUCCCCGAGCGGCGUUGGGGACGCGAUGGUCUACCGUCCAACUGCGAUCAAGAUGCUCUAUGGGGACGAAGCAGCUCGGGCUCUGGCUCGCCUGACAAGUUCUCUGACUCCGACUCCUCCGUGGAUCGGCAGCUAAGGCGGUCAAAGGCCGCCCCCUCGUCUGACUUGGCCGUCGCCUGCCACUCUUGUCAUGUCCCCAGGAGCGGUGAACCGAAGGAGCAGCCCAGGUCCCUCCCGUGCUCGUCGCCUUCCACCACGGACCUCUUGUUCCAGAGUUGGAAGAGACGACACGAAGCCAAUGCACAAAGAUGA
This is a messenger RNA of Guillardia theta CCMP2712, 2352 nucleotides long. RefSeq lists its product as hypothetical. Gene Ontology annotation, cellular component: spindle midzone; cytoplasmic microtubule; microtubule plus-end. Bases 1 to 2352 code for a protein of 783 amino acids. Gene Ontology annotation, molecular function: microtubule plus-end binding. Gene Ontology annotation, biological process: regulation of microtubule polymerization or depolymerization; spindle assembly; protein localization to microtubule plus-end. Lineage: Eukaryota; Cryptophyceae; Pyrenomonadales; Geminigeraceae. The transcript is spliced from 13 exons. The record is from RefSeq and is a predicted model, not a curated record.